This is a messenger RNA of Scophthalmus maximus (turbot), 1180 nucleotides long. Its product is annotated as E3 ubiquitin-protein ligase CCNB1IP1. Gene Ontology annotation, cellular component: synaptonemal complex. Gene Ontology annotation, biological process: reciprocal meiotic recombination. Gene Ontology annotation, molecular function: ubiquitin protein ligase activity. The coding region runs from base 158 to 997 and encodes 279 amino acids. The transcript is spliced from 5 exons. The record is from RefSeq and is a predicted model, not a curated record. Lineage: Eukaryota; Metazoa; Chordata; Actinopteri; Pleuronectiformes; Scophthalmidae.
GACUGUCCUUUGAUAUGAAUAUCACAAGGGAGACAUCAUAGAGGUGAUUGGGGAUAUUAACACGCCAAUGCGACCCGAGUUCAGGUCGAAACCUGUGUGAAUGGUGGGAGGGUGAUGCACUUUAAAUGCGUCUCCGUUAAACAUCUCCGUCGCGGCCAUGUCUCUGUGCGAUGACACACUCCUGUGCAACUUCCCAAAGUGCCGGACCAAGCUGAGCGGCUUCGCCUGGGUCACGACCUGCUCGCACGUUUUCUGCGACCAGCACGGCUCCGGCGAAUUCAGCCGCUCUCCCGUCAGCUGCCCGGCCUGUUCCUCCGCGCUCUCGGGCAAGUUGGACAUUGUGAGGACGGAGCUGUCGCCGUCCGAGGAGUACAAAGCAAUGGUGCUGGCGGGUUUGCGACCGGACAUAGUUCUGGACAUCAGUGCCCGCGCUCUGGCCUUCUGGAGCUAUCAGGUCCACCAGGAGCGUAUGUACCAGGAGUACAGUCUGUCACGGGCUGAGUCUCAGCUCAAGCAGAUGGAGAAGGUGCUGAACCAGCAAAACCAGAGCAGAGAACUGGAACUCUCCGCCAUGAGAGGGGAAAUUGCUUGCCUGAAGAAAGUGAUGGAGGAGUAUAAGAGGAAGUACAGCGAGGUGUCCGAGAAGCUGAUGGAGAGGAACCGGCAGUACCAGAAGCUUCAGGGGCUGUACGACUCUCUGAGACUGCGCAACAUGGUGGUGGGUGUCGCGGAGAGAGACACACAGCCAGGACAUCACGACUCUAACACCGGGAAUUUUCAAGUCAGUACAACAAUGACGAGACAUCCGUCAACCCCCGUGUGUCACCCAGGGGCGGCUCGGCAGGCGUCCCCCCAGAGAAGCCCCCAGUUCCUCUUCACGGGCCCUGAAGUGGACAGUCGAUUCUUCUCCUGCCUGGAGGCCGAUGGGGCCAAGAGCUUCUUCCAGUUCAGCUCCCCUGCCAGGGAGCGGAUCCGGCCCUUCAUCAAGAAGCACUGAGAGAAUCCGAUUUCAUAGAACCUGGAACUUAAGCUGCCAUUAUUCACUAAAAUUGUUGUGGUUUCAUUAUCAAUUUAGUCUGAGUAGUUCGCCUGAAGUGCUUUUUAUGUUAUUUAUUCUAAAUCUGAACCAUAAAUGUGAUAUUGGACAAUAACAAAUGUUGGAUUAAAAUUGUAGAUGACC